AUGAUGAGAGACGAGGAAGCAACUGAUGCCUUCCGUCUCCAACAGAUGGCGCUACCAUCGCCCGUCAUCUCUUCCAAUGAUGCAGGAGAGGCGCAUACGUCGAGUGCGUCGCCUGGCCGAGUUCCUCAGUCGUCCGUCGGAUGUAGAGGAGUUGUGAACGGAGGGUACUGCGGAGACGCGGAAGAAUAUAACACUCGCUUUGUUGACAAUCGUGUUGCAGUAGCAGUCAGUGCCGAAGAAAGGACAGGAUCGCAUGAUCAAAGCACCGCCGAUUCAUUCGGACAGAGUUUAUUGUACUGUGUUCCUUCAACAACCACUAGUAGUAGUACCUCGUGCGAGGAUUCCAAUUUCUCGAGAGGGGAUGCUUUUCGCAUUCCUCGUCGUUAUCCACGGAUAAAUCGAAUUUAUCGGAGUCGUCUUUGGUUCGAGGGUCGCCACUGGGGUACACCUUUACCCCGUGAUGCUAACCGCGGCCCCAACUCGUCCGAUGUGCCCAGCUCGAAUAUCCAGUUUCCGGAUCGCCCAGAAGUAGGUCAGGACACUUCACGCUUAAGCUCAGGUGGAAGAACCAAAACUUCUUCCAAGGAGAGUAGUGCGUCGGCGACUGCAGUGCAAGUCGCCGCGAAGGAGGUGUACAACAUUGGAAUAUUUUACUCGGAUACUGAUCUGUGCAAGAAGUCUCCAACCCUUUCGGAUUCUCCCCAUCACCACAAGCUGGACCAUGUGUGCGAGUCUGGCGUAUCGUCCGACAAACAGAUAGGUGACGUAAACUUGUCCAGCAGCAUGACCAGCCUCGGUGGAGGACUGGGGGAUGGGAUAUCUGUCCCCCAUGAACAUGCACGUCGUUCGUCCAACAGUUGCAGGAGUACGAGGCGUCUCACGACCCACACUCAGCUGACGCCGGAUACCUUUGCACCACCACCACCACUGGAUACACCGUCUUCGGAUACUAACAUCAACAACAACAACACGCUACCAGACAUCUUAAACUCCCAUCUUCCCCCGCCUUAUUCCACUCUUCCCCCAGUGACGGUGGAAAGGGGAGGAGGGAGUCGACGACUGCCCCCUCCGUCUCAUCCACCACCACCACCUCCCCCGACGACCGCCCCGGCAUGCCCCCACUUGACCGCCAACCCUCGCAGGACGUCCAGGGGAGGCGGCGGUCGCGGCGGGGCUUUCAGGGGGUUCCACCCGAGAGAGCGUAGUGGGGGGCGGAGGGGCGGCCCCAGCUUUGCAGGGGCGCCAGCAGCCUCCGAAUCGGACGAACCGAAGCACUGUUGUGGUGUGAUGGUGACACAAACUGUGAGCAUACGGUGGUUCAUUGUGAUGAUAGCCUUUGUGGGCCUUUGCUGUGCCAUAGUCGGCACUGUACUGGGUGCCCUGAAAGCUACAGGAAGAGAACAUCUCACCGUGUCCCUGCUCAUGAUCGGUAAGUACUUUUCAUUCAGUCUCAUUAUUUCUCAUUAG
Stegodyphus dumicola is the source of this 1467-nucleotide messenger RNA. RefSeq lists its product as uncharacterized. Lineage: Eukaryota; Metazoa; Arthropoda; Arachnida; Araneae; Eresidae. The record is from RefSeq and is a predicted model, not a curated record.